AUGGAAGCUUACUACAACCAGCUCAAGCGUAACACCCUGAAAGAAUUGUUGGUGGUUCGAGGGGGCAGUGGCAGCAAUAAGACCAAGCGCUGUGUUGUAAGCGAACUAAUGGAGCUGGACAGGGAAAGCGUGGCUGCGGCAACUCUGGCUGUUC
Messenger RNA from Pelobates cultripes (western spadefoot toad), 154 nucleotides. Lineage: Eukaryota; Metazoa; Chordata; Amphibia; Anura; Pelobatidae. The record is from the annotation of a GenBank genome assembly.